AUGGGAAUUCCCGAACUUCAGGAACAGUUGCGAGGAGAGGGCGACUGGACCAGCACACACCCGACCAGCGAGACUGGCCUGCACGCUGUGCCUCGCUGCAACACCAGCCUGUUCAGCACCAGCCUGUUCAGCACCAGCCUGCUCAGCACCAGCCUGUUCAGCACCAGCCUGCUCAGCACCAGCCUGCUCAGCACCAGCCUGCUCAGCACCAGCCUGCUCAGCACCAGCCUGUUCAGCACCAGCCUGCUCAGCACCAGCCUGCUCAGCACCAGCCUGUUCAGCACCAGCCUGCUCAGCACCAGCCUGUUCAGCACCAGCCUGUUCAGCACCAGCCUGCUCAGCACCAGCCUGCUCAGCACCAGCCUGUUCAGCACCAGCCUGCUCAGCACCAGCCUGCUCAGCACCAGCCUGCUCAGCACCAGCCUGCUCAGCACCAGCCUGCUCAGCACCAGCCUGCUCAGCACCAGCCUGCUCAGCACCAGCCUGCUCAGCACCAGCCUGUUCAGCACCAGCCUGCUCAGCACCAGCCUGCUCAGCACCAGCCUGCUCAGCACCAGCCUGUUCAGCACCAGCCUGUUCAGCACCAGCCUGCUCAGCACCAGCCUGCUCAGCACCAGCCUGCUCAGCACCAGCCUGUUCAGCACCAGCCUGUUCAGCACCAGCCUGUUCAGCACCAGCCUGCUCAGCACCAGCCUGUUCAGCACCAGCCUGCUCAGCACCAGCCUGCUCAGCACCAGCCUGCUCAGCACCAGCCUGCUCAGCACCAGCCUGCUCAGCACCAGCCUGCUCAGCACCAGCCUGUUCAGCACCAGCCUGUUCAGCACCAGCCUGUUCAGCACCAGCCUGCUCAGCACCAACCUGUUCAGCACCAGCCUGUUCAGCACCAGCCUGCUCAGCACCAGCCUGCUCAGCACCAGCCUGCUCAGCACCAGCCUGUUCAGCACCAGCCUGUUCAGCACCAGCCUGCUCAGCACCAGCCUGUUCAGCACCAGCCUGUUCAGCACCAGCCUGUUCAGCACCAGCCUGCUCAGCACCAGCCUGCUCAGCACCAGCCUGUUCAGCACCAGCCUGUUCAGCACCAGCCUGCUCAGCACCAGCCUGCUCAGCACCAGCCUGCUCAGCACCAGCCUGCUCAGCACCAGCCUGCUCAGCACCAGCCUGCUCAGCACCAGCCUGUUCAGCACCAGCCUGUUCAGCACCAGCCUGCUCAGCACCAGCCUGCUCAGCACCAGCCUGCUCAGCACCAGCCUGCUCAGCACCAGCCUGUUCAGCACCAGCCUGUUCAGCACCAGCCUGUUCACACCACCUGUUCAGCACCAGCCUGUUCAGCACCAGUCUGCUCAGCACCAGCCUGCUCAGCACCAGCCUGUUCAGUACCAGAUCUCGCGCGGAAGUCCCAACGCUAUGUUUCCGAGGCUGCUUCCUGGAGACCUGUCAGUGCUGUUAACCGUGGUCUCUUCGUUCAUCAUCUUGAUUGCAGGUCUCGACACGAUGGUGUCUGUGGAGGACGUGAAGCAGCUGGCCGUGCUGACUGACGUGCGCAACUCGCUGCGCUGCUUCCUGGAUGCGCUCCAGGACUCCCUGGACGUCGCGCUCAGGAGCAGCGAGGGCCUGCACAAGGUUAUGCACAAACUAAAUGAACAAGAAAAGGACAUUUUCUCUUUGCAGAAGAAUGUGUUGCACGCAGUGGACAGUGCUGUACAGCAGUUUCAUACAAUUAUUCAGGUCAAGGAUAAAGAAAACGAAUAUAACCUUUUAAAGGUUCAAGACUUAGAGGACAGACUGAAGAGGUCUCAGAAACUAAUUGACGACUCCACAGACACUGUAACACGUGUAACCAGUUUGGUUCAAGACUUACAGGACAGACUGAAGACAUCUCAACAACUUGUUGACGUCUGUACAAACAAUUUAACACGUCAAAAUAGUAUGGCACAGCAGCUUCAAACAAAGAUUCAGUACAAGGAUAAAGAAAUUGAAUCUAAUUUUGUAAAGGUUCAAGACUUAGAGGACAGACUGAAGAGGUCUCAGAAACUAAUUGACGACUCCACAGACACUGUAACACGUGUAACCAGUUUGGCUCAGCAGCUUCAAACAAAUAUUCAGUUCAAGGAUGAAGAAAAUGUAUCUAACCUUAAAAAGAAUCAAGACUUACAGGACAGACUGAAGAUGUCUGAGAGACUUCUCGACGUCUGUACAGACAAUUUAACACAUCAAAACAGUUUGGUUCAAGACUUACAGGGCAGACUGAAGACAUCUCAACAACUUGUUGACGUCUGUACAGACAAUUUAACACAUCAAAAUAGUUUGGCACAGCAGCUUCAAACAAAGAUUCAGUACAAGGAUAAAGAAAUUGAAUCUAAUUUUGUAAAGGUUCAAGACUUAGAGGACAGACUGAAGAGGUCUCAGAAACUAAUUGACGACUCCACAGACACUGUAACACGUGUAACCAGUUUGGUUCAAGACUUACAGGACAGACUGAAGACAUCUCAACAACUUGUUGACAUCUGUACAGACAAUUUAACACGUCAAAAUAGUUUGAUGAAAUCACAAGAAGAAACUCUACAAAAAUAUCAAGUAAAUGAGGAAAUACAGAACAGAACAAAGCAGCUGCUGCUGGAGUUCAGCGCGACGAAGGACUGGGCGUGGCUGAGGCGAGGCCUCGAGGGGGUUCUGAACUCGUCCAGCGAGGCCUUCAGCCAGCUCCAGGACGUGGACUACGGUGACAGCGACCCGCUCUACAAGGUCGGGUUCCGAGGCCACGUGGCCCUGGCGAGGGAGCUGCUGACCGGGGGCCUGGACGCAGACACCACCGACGGUGAGGGGCAGACCAUGCUGCGGGGCGCCGUGGAGGGCGGGCAGGCGCGGGUGGUGAGGCUGUUGCUGGACCACGGAGCGGACCUCGAGACGCAGGACGGCGGCGGCCAGACGCCCCUCAUGACGGCGGCGGUCCACGGCCACCGGGAAGUGGUGGUGAUGCUCGUGCGAGCCGGCGCCGACACGAGCGCCAGGAACCACCUGGGUCUCCGCGCUCUGGACCUGGCACGGAGCGAGCGCCACUCUGACGUGUCGCAGUAUCUCACCUGUGCCUAGCUCCGUGAGUGGUGUGAGCCGGGCUGCUUCAAACCACCGACACAUCGCUGUGGACCUGGCACGCGGACUCAUCAAGCCAACCGCCAUCUUGGAUUGUGAUGUCGCGACCGCCAUUUUGGAUGACUUUAACAUUCGUACACACUAUAAAUGACUCAAAAUUCCCUGACAUGAAGCAUCUUCAAAUCACUAGUCACCUGGACAAGUUAAAAAUAUAGAUGAACCGCCAACCACCAUGAAAAUUGAAGUGGAUGACAAUGCAACAAUGGCAACGGAGAAAAAUUAUGUACCAGCUCGAGAAAAAAAAAAAGAAUUCACGAUUACCAAUUUGAUGCAGGAGAGAAAUUCGCGUAAAAAUAGUCACAAGUUAAUGCAAUGGUUUGACCAUACAUGAUACCUUCAACUAGUAGGAAUGGCAUGGUUUUCGAAAUGGUGACUUCUAUUAGAUAAGCGGCAUACUGGCAGCUGGUAGAUGGGGGAAUUAAAGUCGAUCUGGUGACUUUCCACCAUGUUUAAUUAAUUUGGUAUUUUUAGUUUAAAAUUACUUUUUUUCGCAUGGACAAAAAUCUCACCGAGGACUGAAAACGAUCGAAUAUAUAAUCUCAUUAUAAGUGAUUUUUUGAUGGUUUUUGGAAAUUUCCAAAGUUUUAAGUUUAAAAUGAUAAAUUUUCAAGAUGGCAGCCAAGAUGUCUGAAUCGAUGGAGGAUGCCAUGGAAGUCUGGUAAUAAACACUACUGGUUUUUGGGGGGAAAAUAAACCAAGAUUGAGUCAACCACUUAAGCUGACGAUGUGUGCACAAUGCAACACUACUAGCACUCCUAGUGGCAAGUAUUGGAAACAAAGUUGGCGGCUUGGCCUCAAAAAGGUGCUGUUAUUAUUAAUUAAUACCAGAAAAAAUUACAAGACUGUAUAUUUAUUUUUAUAUAUAGGUACCUCAUUUAAUUCUCAGUCUGGUAAAUGUCCUGAUGGCUGUGUGGCCUAAGGCGUUUUUUUUUUUCCAUUCCAGAGGUCCGAGCUGUCAUGGUGCGAGUUACUUUGCUUCCUAUGUAUUUUUUUUAAAGCAGUGGUUCUUAACCGGUGGUCCGCGGACCACUGGUGGUCCCUGGAGGCAUUCCAAGUGGUCCGCGAAGCCAUCCUAAUAAUAUGUGACGUAAUGAGUAGAGUCGAAACAACGCGAGCCGCGCGUGGCACGAGUCCGAAGGCAAAAUGCGGUGCAAGAGGGCGGGGGGUGGCGGUUUCGUUCCAUUCGUUCUUUGUUUUAUCGGC
This is a messenger RNA of Bacillus rossius redtenbacheri, 4353 nucleotides long. RefSeq lists its product as uncharacterized. Bases 1 to 3090 code for a protein of 1029 amino acids. Lineage: Eukaryota; Metazoa; Arthropoda; Insecta; Phasmatodea; Bacillidae. Gene Ontology annotation, molecular function: protein binding. The transcript has 20 exons. The record is from RefSeq and is a predicted model, not a curated record.